This is a messenger RNA of Porites lobata, 12056 nucleotides long. The record is from the annotation of a GenBank genome assembly. NCBI's taxonomy places the organism in Eukaryota, Metazoa, Cnidaria, Anthozoa, Scleractinia, Poritidae.
AAGGUUUGUCUAAUACAGUCUUCUGAGGAAGAAGCCCUUCCACCACCUGCACUGCAGUCAAAAAUAAAUGACAUUUUGACUGCUUCACCAAAUAUUGCAGAGGCUGUAAGUUUGCUUGUUUAAAAUUUCUUUUCUCUGAAAUAAAAUUGAAGCAAAGUCUUGUUAACUCCCAGAUAUGCAGUACCUUGUAAGUCAUUUGAAUCAAUUCCCAAUAGGACAGGUAGAAAGCAAACAAGCUGAAUGCAAAGAGGCAAAUAACAGUGGGUCAAGUUGUAUUCUGUCUGUUCUUGCUAUGUUUUUAGGUAGUGGUUGCGCUAUUUCUUCUUCACAAAAUGUGUGAAAAGUUGGACCAUUUUGUCUUGCUCUACCAAAACAAUUAACCCAACCUUAGUCCCCAGGGCUUCACAAUCGUCUUCAAUUUUCUGGCAAUUACUUUGUUCUAUUGACGUCAUUUUCUGUUUCAAGUUGGUCAGUGGUACCUGGUUAUGAAGAAUUAGCCAAUGUGAUUUGAGUCAAUCAGAAACGGAGAAACAUUUUAAUUUAAUUAAUGUUUCAACUUUUUUCUACAUCAGCAUUUUGCAAGCUUCCUUAAUUGCCUGAGAACUAAUGAAUUCAAGGAGGCACUGGACAGCUUGUAUCAUUACUUUGAUCGACAACAAUGGCAAGGUGACUCUUUAGCAAAUAAAGGAGUGGGUGACUCAGAGGAAGUGGAGACGGAACGAUGCCACAGAUUCCGAUACGCUGCUCUCAAUCUAGCUGCUCUUCAUUGUAGAUUUGGUCACAGGUAAUUACUUUCAAGGGUCAAAAACUGUUUACCUCUCAGACAGAAAAAGACGUCACACUGUAGAACACAUUAAUCUUUAUUUUUUUCAAUGUAUCUGAAACUAGUCUAUUGGGAUGAUGUGCUUACUACUGAUUCACUGAUAGCACAUUAAAAAAUAACCUGUGAAUGACGCAAAAAUCAAGAAAAUAUAUAACAGCUAGAAAUACCUAGAUUCAAACUCAGCUUAAACAAUGAACUCGUAAAAAUAUUUGUUUAAGUCCUUUCACAUUUUUUGACUAAUUCAUUUUGCACGCCUAUUUUUACUAUUAUUAUACAUUCUACUCACUAUCUGACUUCUCAUUGGUUAAAGCCGACAUUUAAUUUUGGAAAUUUGCGCAACCUACAGAUUGUAAUCUGUAAUCUGAUUUCCAGGAGGAAUGUCAAACUGUGUUCUGUGUGACGGUGCAUUUGUCAUUAUAUUCUUUAAAACAAAGUAUGAUGAAACAGUCAUCAGAUUCAGUUUUUGUGAUGUCGGGAAUAAUCAAGGUAUCAGUAAGUGAUAUCAGCCUCGGCCUUUGGCUCAGCUGAUAACAGUUACUUUGACCUUGAUUAUCCCAGAUAUCAAAAAAGCCUUAUCUAGUGAUUAUUCUAUAAUGCCAUCUUUUGUUUACUUUGAUGUUCAGGCAAGAGGCAAUGGCAGCAUUAAAGGAGGCCAUUCAAAUUGCACAAGAGACAAAUGACCAUGUGUGUUUAGAACACUGCUUGGUAUGUCAGCAUUUGACUGAAAUCUAUCAGAGAUUUUGUUAAGCAAAACUACAAAGCUAUUUGUUUGUUCAGAAUGACAAAUAACCAGAAAAACUGCAUUGAGGCAAAGAAAUUUGUCUACCAUAUUUACUGGAAAGAGCGGCUUUUUUAUUGUUUUUGUAACUUUCUAGUUGUUGCAAUGCUGAUGUGGCUGACGUUGGUUUUGUUGUUAUACUGUGCAUGUUGUUAUUUCUUUGCUGGACUCGGUAGGGGACAUUAACCUUUAAAACAAACCUUUAUGGGUCAAUGGUAGUAGCUGAUUUGGUAGUGCUGGUUAGUUACAAACAGGACAUUUUAUUAAAGUCCGGUCGUUUGCGCCACAUCAAGUUGUCAAACUUUAAGAGACAACGUGGCUGCUCUAGCCUGUGUACAGACGUCCCGCCUCCCUCAUUUUUUUUUCUGAGGGAGGGGGGAAGUCUGUACACAGGCUAGGCUGCUCUCACAGUAAAUAAUUUCAGUAAACUCUCUAACUUCAUUUUGCAAAAUCCUGAAAGAUGUGCCAGGCAAUAUCAAACAAGUGUAAUGGCAAGAUAUUAAAUUUGACUGGUCACACCAUGACAAAUUAAGAUCUCUAAGUUGUACCUUAUCGAUAUACCAUUUUUUCUUCUUUUUGUUUUGUUUUUCCCUAGGGAUGGCUUUACAGAUUGGAACAAGAGGGUAGUUCUCAAGCAAAGCUUUUGCUGGACAGAUUUGUUGCAAGAGCAGCUGAACUUAAGAUUCCUGUAUGAAGAAAAAUUGAGCUAAUUUUAUAUCAGAUUUUACUCUCAGUUGUACUUUUGUUGGUGUAUUAACAGCUGCGUUCUUUCGCGUACUUUUAAAUUAAAGUGUUAAGUCUCUUUCCUUUUUGAUAAUAUCAUUAGUAUUUAACCUCUCUUGGGAUGCUGAACCACUGUCAGUAUGAUACAAUGGCCGGAGCUCCACCGCCAAAGUGAGUACCUUUAAAACAUUUUUAGUAACGUGCGUGGCAGGUGCCGGUUAGUUUAUUUGGUUAGUUUUUAUAGAGUGCACUAGCCUUCAAAAACAGCCGUUUUUCCUCUUUUUUCGCCGCCGGGAACGUUUCGCGUGGAGGAACGUCUGCGACUCAGCGAGAGGAAUUCCAUACUGAUGACGUAAAAUCUGUCUGGAAUCCGGUCAGAAGCGCUAAUUGGUCGACGGAGUAGUUACAUUGUUUUAGCUAUUAUUUACGAAUGACGAACAAAAGGCCACAAAGGUGAAAUUUGAAAGCGAUGAAUCUCUAACAAAACAGUCAAUAUUUGUGGAAUAUAGUCUUCUCUAGAAGAAGCAUUUGAGUUUUGCUGAAGCUCGUUCGUAGAUCAACACCACACUUUACCAAAACGUAAAUUGAACAAAAUUGUAUUUGCAACCUCAUGACUACUGGAUUUUUUAUGUAAACAUUGAUUUACGUCAUCGGUAUGGAAUUUCUCUCGCUGAGUCGCAGACGUUCCUCCGCGCGAAACGUCCCCAGCGGCGAAGAGCGAGGAGAAGCGGCUGUUUUUGCAGGCUAAGAGUGCACCAGGGGAACAUGAAAUGGGGAGAGAAGGAGGAGAGAAACAGGAAGUAUCGUGGCCUUUUCCGCCCCUCAUGUGCGCAUGCGUCCUCAAAAUUUCUCCCGUCGCCCUGGCUUUCUUAGUCAAAUUCAAUGUACAUAUUCUUAUGUCUUGUUUUCUUUUCUGCCCUAAGUCAACUCUGAUUGGAUGUAAGUCCAAAUUUGUCGUACAGUCUUGAAAUGCUUGCCUUGUAGGCAUGUAGCUAUCAUAGAUGCGCCAAAAAUGCAGAUGGCAGCCACAGAGGUUUGACUGAAAUAAAAUGGGUGAUAAAAUCGUGCUGUUAUGGACUAUCAUUAUUACAAACACUAAUUUGAAGUCCCAAAGGCUCCACAAUAACGGGAGUUGACUACUUGUUAUUCAACUGUUGUUUUGGGUACUAAACUGCAGCAUCUAUCUCCCGUACCACAAUGAGAGUAAACUUGAAUAAGUGCGCACUUUGACUUUUUGUCUCUUUGUAGGGUUUUACAAAACCUUUCUCAAAUCAACAUCAUCAACUCUCAGAAUUCUCUUUCCGAUCUAAUGGCAGCAACUCAUGUACAACAAGCAGCAACAUGGCAGAUCUACGGCAAAGAGUGAGUGAUGUUUUAGUGCAAUUUAGUCACUUACUUUCUGUACAAGAACAAGAUGUUUUUAGGCUUAAAUGAAAGAAGCAUUGUUAGGCUGGAGUACUGGGAGUACCGAGAAACCACUAAAAGCAAAGUCAUCAGGCAAGCUAAUGCCAAUACGAGCUGACAAUCAGAUGAACUGAUCAGAUCUCUAGGCACAUGCAUGCAGCGAGCACCAAGUGUGGCAAAACACUUGUAAGCAAGUUAUAAUAGUUAUAUUAACAUUAAAAUAUAUAGUCAUAUUAAUUAUUGGUUUCAGUUUUACCUGUGAUUGUUUGAAAACAAGUUGCAAGAUUUUUCAGCCAGUCACAAUGUGUGGAAAUGCAAACAUUAACAGGAGAUUGCUUUCAUGUACAAGUUAGACUGUUUUUUGACAUAUUAUUUAUUUGAUGGAUGUGUGAACUAUAGGUAGCACCCCUCACAUUUUGUGCUUCACACUUGCUUCACGUUACCCUGUUCUGACCAGUGUGCACUGUGAAAAUAGAACAGAUGCUGACUUGUCUCCCGUUGUCUCUCAGUCUCCUAUUAAUAUUCACAAGAGAAGCGCAGUCAAGGGGACUCAUCACCCCUUCACAUCAUGGUUUGGGUGCGUAUAGUAAGCUCACAAAUUUACUGACGGCGGCUGCCGGUGGCGCCUUUGUAUGCUGAUUUCCGAGCACUGUUCACAUGUUAAUGUAUUAAAUAUUGUAAAAAGGGCACAUCUGUUGUCCUCUCAUCCAUGACUCCUUCCUACCCUUUUUCUCUCUUUGGUCUGGUCGUGCUUCUUACAUUAUUUUAUUUAUUUAUUUUAUUUUAUUAUUUUGGCACACGGAAUAAAUUACAAGAAGGAUAAAAAAAGAUAAUAAAUAGUUUAAUUAAUGUUAAAUUUAAAAUGAGCAUACAACUUGGAAGGGGUGACUGUGGCGGGGAAAUCUCCGAGAAGCCGAGCUUAUGAGGAAUAGAGAUUUCCCCCACGGGCAAUUUAAAUAUUAGGCGGCAUUUAAAAAUAAAGAAAAAAGACGUGUAUUCCAUGCCUUGUGUGCGAUUCCCGCAUGUAAAUAGAUAAGAGAUGACUGGGGACAAGUCAGGAGUAGUCCUGAAUAGUUAAACUUACCAUCACUUUUCUUUCCAGUUGUAUUGCAAGCAUCUUUACCCAACUUCCAUUACAACUGAACAGUUCAUUAUCAAGUCAGGGGACUGUACCUGCAGUUAAUGGUGCUACCAGGGUACAAAGUGCUGAAGCUAACUGUCUGUCGCUUUGCAGUCUGGCCCAGCAGCAUUCAAAUAAAGUAAGAAACUUGAAAAAUCAGUCAGUAUUAUUGUUAAAAAAAAAAAUGAAGUCCUUCCAAGGAUCGUGCCUCUCCAUUUUGGGCAUUUUAAUCGUUUCCUUUUUUAUCAUGUACCCUAAAUCCUCUAUUAAGCCCCCCUCUCAAAUAAGCCCCCUCCCUCUAAAAAAUCCUCCGUUUUCAGGGGAAGAAAGUUAAUAAGCCCCCUUCCCCGCCCUUAAUUAUUCUUCACUAAUAAAUGAGAGACUGGAAGUUCAGAUUUGAUUCUGAUCCUCGGCUGCGUGACCUCCAACCUUCCUGUACUUUAGCUUUUUCACUUUGUAUUCUAGUUCUUUAUGGAGAACUGAUACCAUCGUCUUUUCUAAGUUAAAUAAGCCCCCCCUCUCAAAUAAGCCCCUCGUCUCUAUUAAGCCCCCCCCCCCCUCCCAGAUGGGCUUGAAAUAAAUAACGGGGGGGCUUAAUAGAGGAUUUACGGUAUGUAAAUUUCAGUUACUUUGACCUCGCUCAAGAAAGUAUGGAAUAAGCCUAUACUUCAACUGGUGAAAUCCCUACCCUUUGUUUCAUACACCUGAAGCAUAAAAAGGUACUUUUCGGGCUUAGCCUCCCCGUAUAGACCGCCAUAAUACGGAUUAAGAACUAAGAUAUUUUUUGCCAUCGCCAGCGAAAUGCCUAGCAGUUUUUCUCCGUUCGUUUUUCACAGUGCUUAUUCCUUUUUCUCUAGGGUAUGUUCCAAGAGGCUUCAGACAUCCUAACAUUUUGCAAAACAAAGUUUCCUGAACCCUCCAAGCUAUCUAAGGUGGGUAACGUACAUGCUCUUAUAACAUACAUCAUAUUACUUGGCUUUGGCUACCGGUCGUGCUUUACAUUUUGAUAAAACACCUCUUCUCUGGUGUUCGUUGUAGCUGUGGAUGGCAACAGAAGCCAUGAUUGAUCACAGCAGGGCGUUACUGCAAGGGAAAAUGGAUGAAGCAAAGACAUGCGUGGAGCGGUUAGCAGCGGUGGAUCAACCGGAAGCAGAAUACAGGUUAACAGUUUAUGUCGAAGUAGUGACUGUACAGUUACUUUGGUUGUUUGCCAUUUACUUGGACAAACCGAUCGGGUCACCGUUUGAACAAAUGGUAAGCAAAAUUCAGGACUGGUAAUUGCUUCCCAGAAUCGCGUUUACCAUUUGCACAAAUGAGUUCCAUUUACCGAAAAACCGCCUCGAAGGCCUGAAACUUUUAUCAAAUAUGGAUUUGAAGAAAUGGAGCACAAAUUUUCCGUUUGGAACAUUCCAACCGGAUUUUCCGGAAACUUUUUGUAAGUGGUAAACAACCUUUUUUCGGCCUUAUUGAGGAUUAUUUCGUUCACCAAAUUGAUUGUUAUGAAAUGGAAAUGAAUUUGUAAAGGUCAUCAAAUAUGUAAACCAAUUCAAUUUCUUACUUUCAAGAGCGCUCGCGUAAUGAUAAUGCCAUGUUUCUACUGACAACUGUCCCGCGUAUUCAGCCGCAUCUCAUCACUCCAAGCCACUGGCGACGGCGGGAUACGUUGACAGACGGCAGUAUUAGAAUGGCGUGAGAAGCGACCCGCGCGAGAUGGCGUGAACGGGUGGUGAAGCCCCUCGUUCUCGGGUCUGCUAUCGCGUGGCGUUCGCGCGUGUCUUCUCAUGAUAUCGAUAUGGAGAGCUUUCUCGCAGACUACGUUAUUUACAGGCUGAUGAACAACUUAAGCGAUUUGUUUGAGUUUUCAUUGUGAAUAUAAUUGGUCUCUAAAAUUGAGAUAUUCUGGGAUGACAGACUAAUUUUCUAUCUUUUUAAAACAUCAUUUCUGUUUAGGUUAGCUUUAAACAUGCUUCAUACAGGAGAUUACACUGCUGCGUUUCCUCUGUUGCAGAAACUGCUUGACAGCGCCAGGUAAUUUCAUGCAAUAUUUCCCUCUCAGAAUCCAAGUACAUCUAUCUACCCCCCUGUGCACGUUGUUUUCAGACCGCUGGCAGUUCUCUCAUUCCCAUACAAUCUCGAUCUCUCUCUAAAGAACAUUGAGUUCUCUCUCUUUCGAGUCCGCAUUAAGGAGAGCUGACUGAUUAUCGAUCUCAUUUGUUUUCUUGUUUUUCGUAUCCUUGUAUCUAAUCCAGAGACCGAGUGUUCAUAAAUGAUGGCAAGAAAUCGGCUGUUGAGUAUCAAACCAGGUAAUGGGUUAAUUAUCUUCAGUUAUUUCAUCUUUGACACGGAGCCUUGCUCCGCGUAUUUUAAAACAGAGAUCGAAACUGGACGAAACAUGAAACAAGAUAAUGGGAUAACUUGUUAGGGAAGAACUCUGCCCUCUGUAGAGACCCCUUUGUGUCGUGUGGAGGCUGGGGACAAGGGAGAGAAUUCGAAUUUAUUUCAAUACAUGAUAGAGAUGUGGAGGGGGGGCGUUUAUGAUCGGAUGUAUUUUUUGUUAAUAAGGGAAUGUUCAACAAAAAAUAAUGAACAAAAGUGCCGUCCUGUGGGGAAUAGACUGCGAGCAGCCUCUUAUUUUUCUUUGCAAAGUUACUGCACCAAAAAACCCAAGCCGCGAUAAACGAGGGCGUAAGCCCGAGAAGAAAAAAUAAGAGACUGCUGACUAAUCCCUCAUUGUAACGUAAUGUCGUCGUUUGCAAUCGCGCUGGCUGAGAUAAGAACUAGACGGAUUUUAAGAGAAAAGGCGGACUGCAAGCAGUCUAUGUGGGGAACGUUUGCGGUCUGGUCCUUCAUCAGUGGAGUUACAAGUUUUUUUUUGUUUACAAGUAAAUGGGCCUAUAACUGAAGAGGCAUAUAAGUGGGGUUGUGGUGGGGGAGCUUACAAGCCGCGGUUUACGGUAGCAGUGGGAACCCUCCGGAGUAGAGAGGUAGAUUUUAAAUAUACUUCUCGAUUACUUGAUCAUUGUACCAGGCUUUCUUCUGAGUUAAUGAUACUCACUAAUGUAUCUGGCUGAAAAGAAAAAUUGAGGCGUAAAUUAGGAAAGGAAGCAUUAGAACGCCGACAAAGGCUCAACUUAUCUCAGUUCUGACUUCUUUUGAAAUCCAGAUGUGUAACUCGAUUUGGUCACGCCCGCCGUGCGUUAAAGUAUGAUCAAGUUUAUUAAGUUUAUAAUGUCUAAAGCUUCUCUCUUUCGUAUCAACAGAAUUCUCGCAGCUCUCGCGCAGCUGUUCAUAUUACUAGAAGACCCCGUGGCAGCGCUUCCGUACGCCUUGAACUGUUUAACCAUCUCGCGGUCACACUUCCUGGACAAUUCUGUUGCCCUAGCUACACUUUAUAUCGCACAAAUUCAGGUAUUAUUCUGAGCUGUGGCUACUUUGAGUCUUUUAACACUCAAAGUAACCAACUCUUAAAAGAAUUGUUUAAUACUUUAGACAAAAUACUGCUGUAUAUGUGACCAGGUCAUUCCGAGAUCAGGGACCUUAACGAAACUACGACGGCGACGGCGACGGCAACAGGAACGUCAAAAAGGAUGUAUGUUUAAUAAGCAAAACAACAACUAUGCACGUGCAGCACACUUUUUUGUAAAAUUUCUUUGCCUUCCUGCACACCUACGAAGCGAAAUGACCGCAUUUUCACUCCCCCCGUAAGGGAAUCCAAGACAGUCUUGGAUUCUGAUUCCACGCCGUGGAUUUCCGAUUCCAGCUAGUAAAUCAGCAUUCUUUGUCAAUGGAACUUCAAUUACGGAUCGUUAGUGAGAUUCCGGAUUCCUUGAGCUGUAUUUCGGAUUCCAGAGUCCGGGAUUUUGGAUUCCACAGCAAAGAAUUCUCCGAUUUUCCUCCUUUUGAAUAGCUUGGCGACUUGGGAUAACCGCAAAAAAGGUUGCACGGAUACGCGGUCUAGUUUUCAUUGGCGUCGCGUUUGUCCGAUCGUAAUGUCCCUACUCACCAUUAACUUUCCAUUAGACGUCAAAAAGCUCAUAGGAAACGACCGUGACAUUUUUACCUAAGACUAAAUGCAACUAUGUGACCAAUUCUUUCCGAGGUUCACCUACCAUUGGCGGGCAUAACCAUGGAAUCGUGAAAAAGUUCAAAGGAAGCGACCAUGACGGUUACCCCGAGAUAUUUGUCUCGUGUUUGUGAAUCCCAGGAUAAGACAGCCAAUCAGAAGAGUAGCUGUCAAAUUUCCCGCGUAAAUACGCACUGCACGCGACAAGUAGCGCGGGAAACAAACUUGAGUGUGACACUGUGACUGCUUUUACCUCUGCGUGUUAAAACACCGCGAGGGAAAUGCUGUCAGAAUUUACAGUGAAAAACCACGACUGAAUACCGUAUAGAAGAAACGUGAAAACUGUAAAUUCAUCUUAUAAUCGUGUCUAAACGGAAAAUUGAUGUGGUAAAUGAUACAGUGAUGUGCCAGUCUGUCGCAUUUUUUUUUGUUACAGUCCUUUUCUGGACAAGAAAGUAAACUAGCCCUAAUUUUCCUGUUCGACGUUCGCCCUUUUUGAAGUCGGAUUAAGAAGGGGUGAAUUAAAACAACAGCAAAACAAAACAGGAGGAACCCAUCGCUUCUGUUUAUUUUUAGGGUUUGUUCGUCCAAAAAAGGGACUAAAAAUGGUGUUUUGUAAAACCAGUUCGCCUUGUUCACUUAUUAUCAUUACUCGUAUUUCAGUUGCAUUUUAAAAACGAGAAUAAUGUUGUUUUUAAGCUUUCUUUAGGGUUACCUACAAAAGCCGCCGUCUUGGUGAAGAAAACCAUGGUGCAGAUACUGUCACAUGGUGAGUUUUUCGCUUGUGACCCGAAACGCUUUGGCCGCGCGGAAUAAUGAGGUCUUGGGAUUAGGCAAGUUUUAAGCUAGUUGUAAUUGCGAAUUAGAAGAACGAUUGACAGGCAAGGUCAGUGGGGAAGUGCUUUCACUGGAUAAUAGCAACGUUUUUGAGCUACGAACGUCAACCGGAAGUGAGCUUGUUUUCUCUUUUAUAAUGCCUUGACGCCACCAAAUUUGUAUGGCUAAGUGUCUUUACCCUUAUGGAGACGAUUUGCCUAAAACUUUGUUCAAAAUCACCGCUCAAGAGGGCAAAAAAGUCCACUUCUGGUUGACGUGCGUCGCUCAAAAACGUCGCUGCUUAAACUGCCUAAUCACUCACAGAUCACUCACGUGACUUAGCCAGGUCCAACAUGGAUACUAGUCCCCAGCAGAGAGAAAGCCCUUAAAAAGAAAUUCUGCAGGGACCGCUAAAGUGGUGUCGAGAACAGAGAAAAGUUCAAAGAGAGACGCCUUUAGCAUGUUUUAGCAUGAGGUCUUUCUUUAUGAUGUCAAUGCACUAAAAAGCAUGAAUGCAAAAGAUUUGCCCCUGUAUGCUAGUCUGCUUGGAUUAUGUUACUGAUUUUUGGCCGCUAUUUUCUGCUUUUUUCAGGUUCAUUCUAUGUGCAGUGCUGUGCUCGCUUUUUAUUAGUCAAGUGUCAGCUGACUGCUUCAUCGCAACAAGAGGAUAAAACCAGAAGGGACAAUGGUAAUUCGUGUUAUUUGCAAUAGCAAUCUGUUUGAGGUGACGCUGUCGCUCUUUCUAUUGGCUAUUUCCGGGUUGCGCUGGAAAUUGGGUCAGAACCAUCCAAAAAUAAUUCCCAUAGUGCAAUUCGAUACAGUUCCUACCCAGGAUCUAUCACUUCUUCCAAAAUGACCAGGGCCCAGUUGUUCGAAGGCUGAUUCGCGCUAAUCCAGGGUUAAAUUUUAACCCGGGGUCUCUUUUACUUUUCAUCAAAAGCAUUUUCUGGGGCAAUUUUCUCUAUUCUUUUUAGAGUAACCAAUCAUCAAAUUGUUGACAAAAAGAAUUAAACUGAAUUUGCUGUUUAAGCGUUCAUAUCUGAAUUCAAAUUUCGAACUAACCCUGGGUUAUCUUAACCCAGCUUUGAACAACUCGGCCCAGUAGGGUACACAUUGGCCUCCUUGUAAUUUUCAUCUUAAGUUUACUCUAAUUUUAUUUAGCUAAAUUUUAAGUUACUUUCCUUAAUCAGGGGCGGAUCCAGGAUUUUUUUUAGGAGGGGGUGCUCUCGUCUCUUGCUCUACUUCAACACCAAUAAACCACAUGGUUUUUUUUUUUGCAGAAUACCAGUUGUAUUAGAAAACUGCAGGUCAUCUCAGGGGGGGUUGCGCACCCCCUGCACCCUCCCUCUAUCCGCCCCUGUUAAUAGUCCCAUCCACUUUUUUUUUCGACUUUUGACAUGGACAAGUUAGGGAAAAUCCGUCGACACCAUUGGAAAAAGCGCCUUAAAAUUAGUGCAAUUUUCAAGUUUAAAAGUGAUACGUCUUAAGCGAGCGAAGAUAUAUACAUAACUCCGCAAUGUUGCUAAAAUUUACAGACGUUUCUUCCGUACCUCCAUCAUACAAACGUCUGUAGAAUAUCGCGACUUUGAGAAGCUAUAUUUUCGUUAGUUUUCGACAAAUCCUUUUCAAACUUGGCAGUUAUACUCGGAUUUAAAGACGUUCUUUAUAGCGGAUUUUAUUUGACAAAUUUUCCCUAGCUUGACCUUGUCAAAAGUUGAAAAACAAAAAAACAUAUGGAGGGCUAACGUGAGAAAACAGCCGACAUUUGGAGACGUUGCCACUCGUUUCCCGCCAAAUGACGUCUUAGAAACGAGUGCAGUAAUUCCAUACUGAUGUCGCGUCACUACCCAGAUCUGGGUAGUGCUUCUGAUUGGUCGUGCCGCGUGGGAAAUUUGAUUCAACCAAUCAGAAGCACUACCCCAGAUCUGGGUAUUGACGCGUCAUCAUUAUGGUAUCAGUUUCUGCGCUCGUUUCUCAGACGUCACUUGGCGGGGAAACCAGUGGUAGCGUCGCCAAAUGUCGACUUCUUUCUCAGGCUACUGGAAGGCCGGUCUAUUAGCCGUUAUGUUGAUUGCCGAACCUUGUGUUCGGUGCUGAGAAUGGACACAAGAUUCCACCUCGUUCCCAAGGUUCUUUCCUACUCUAAUCACCGACAAUAUCAUAAAAGCGCGUUCACCUUUGACACUUUUGGUUACGUAAGUCUUACUUGUCUUGAUUUUUUCCAGAUCUACGAUCUGCUCUUCCUGCCUUGGACAGAAUUGUGAAAGGAUUUAGAAAGUUGGGUGCAGUCUACAAAACAAGAGACGUCUUGUACUAUCAGGUGCCAUAA